ACCGUUGGUGAGGGUGCUACGAAUGGUGGAUGGGGAUCAUAACUCCAUGGGGUAUCUAUAUGAGGCCAUGGAUAAGGCCAAAGAGGCGAUUCAACACUUGUAUGGGUCAAACAAGACCAAGUAUGAACCCAUAUGGCACAUAAUUGAUCGGAGGUGGAACCAUCAACUCCACCAACAUAUUCAUGCUGCUGCCUACUUCUUGAAUCCCAAGUUUUUUUACUCUCCGAGUUUCAAAGCAGAUGCAGAGGUUAGAAUUGGCCUUGACACAUGCAUUCGGAGAUUAGUUGAUGAUGAGAUCCUUCAAGACCUGAUACUUGAUGAGUUGCAGAGUUAUAAGAAGGCCUUAGGGGAAUUGUUUUCUUCACCUGAUUGCAAACGUAGGAGAGCCACCUUACGACCAGAUUUGUGGUGGGAAGAUUAUGGUGCCACAACGCCUAAUCUUCAAAAGCUUGCCAUGCGCAUAUUAUCACAGCCUUGUAGUGCUUCUGGUUGUGAGCGCAACUGGAGUGUUUUUGAGAACAUCCACACAAAAAAGCGCAAUAGGUUGACUCAACAACGCUUGAAUGAUCUUGUCUAUGUGCGGUACAACAUUCGAUUACAUGAGAAGAAGGUGCUAGGGCAAGAUUCACAUGAAGCACUUGACUUGGAUGACAUUGAUCCAUAUGCAGCAGAAUGGGUUGCUUCUCCUGAUGAUGUUGAUAAUGAUUUGGAUCCAUUCCUUACUAAUGAGCAGCUGAGUGAGUUGGAGAGGGCAGGAGAGGAAUGGGAUGCGGAAGUGGCAGCACGUGAGGAGGAGCAGGAGGUUGAUCAUGCAGAAGAGGCACCUGUUAGUGUUGAGGAUGUUGCCACUACUUCAGCACCACCCACCCAGCGGCCACAAUCUAUUUUGAGCUUUAGUCGUAGACGCAAUUUAUGAUUUCUUAUUUUCAUAAUUUCAUUGAUACCAAACUUUGAACUUGAUAUGUAAUCAGAAUUUCAGAGGUUCUUGUUUUGUGGUCUAUGACUCUAUAACUCUAUGAGACUGUCACUAUGAAACGUUGAUAUGUAUUGAACUCUUAUACAUAUGUUGCACUUGGUUUUUGGUUUAUGCUAUGAUACUUGCAUUUGUUGCUAUGUAUUACCAAAAAAAUUUGAUUUAUAUAUCAUGGAAAUCAUAUAUGUUAUACAAAUUUGGUGUAAAUGUGUGUUUUUGAAUUAUAUAUUAAAAAAAAAUGUAUUUUCAAAUG
This is a messenger RNA of Cryptomeria japonica (Japanese cedar), 1226 nucleotides long. RefSeq lists its product as uncharacterized. Bases 23 to 916 code for a protein of 297 amino acids. NCBI's taxonomy places the organism in Eukaryota, Viridiplantae, Streptophyta, Pinopsida, Cupressales, Cupressaceae. The record is from RefSeq and is a predicted model, not a curated record. The transcript is spliced from 2 exons. Gene Ontology annotation, molecular function: protein dimerization activity.